AUGUGCAGGUUGACCACGACGACGGUUUGGAAUCAACGGACGCGUCCAGGCACGUGCCGCGUGACCGUGACACACAAUCAUGUCGCUCUCGACCUUGGGCGUUGCCAACGCAUCUUUCGUCCCGCCAUGGGUGGCUAUGUCCUGGAGAAUAGUGUAACCCAUGCACGGCUGCUGCCUGUCGACUGCCAGCACGCAUUUACCUAUCCGACCUAUUGCCUUUUGACUUCCCUCAAUGCACUCGAGAACCACUCCCUUGACCUUGCGAAAGGGUGGAUAUUUGGCUACGGAGGCCGAUGGGGUCGGCUAUUUGGACUCCGGCCGCAUCCAUAUCUCUCUCCUGGCAAAGGCUCUAUCAAGCAGAAGCUCCUGUACAUCUUGAAGGAGCGUGGAUUCGAAGGAAUCGAGGAUGCUUGGAUGAUGACUAUGCCGAAUUUACUAGGAUUUGAAGGGAUCAAUCCUCUAACGGUUUAUUUCUGCUACGAUGUGAAUGACGAGCUGUUGGUCACUGUUUUGGAGGUGCACAAUACCUUUGGAGAGAACCAUGUUUAUUGUCUGAAAACUGGGGAACAGGAAGACAAGGAACCUUCCAAAGGAUUUGACCACCAGUGGACCUUUCCUCGCGCAUUCCAUGUUUCUCCUUUCAAUGACCGCCGCGGUUUCUACACUGUCUCGAUCCGACGGCCAACCCACGCACCCUCUAGACCUUCCAAAGACCUGCCCGCCCCGCGUCCAAGUGUCCGGGUUCACCUUUUAACCCCAACAGGCGCUCUGAAACUUACUGCUCUCCUUCGCCCAACCACGGCAUACCCACUUACGUCCUCCAACCUGCUUUGGGUUCUGUCCAAAUACCCGUUCGAUCUAUUUCUUUCCUUUGCCAGAAUUGUAUACCACGCAUGGGUAUUGCAUUACCAGAAACGAUUAGACGUGUUCAUUCGUCCUGAACCAAUUCCAGCUUUGUGGCGGCGGACGGAGCACAACGCAGGUCCCAAUCUUCCUCAGCUUACAGGCGGUGUACGAUGGCUGCCUGAAGGCGUCUUUGAGCGCUAUGCCCGAGUUCAGCUGGAGAUCUUCUUGCGACAGCGAACAAAGGAAACCAAUAUAUCUGUAGUUGUUUUGCCUGGAGACUCGUCGAUCGGGCCUUCAACGUUUUCCUCCGUCAAAGACCGCGACACCGCCACACUCAAGAUUACGUUAUUAUCCUCCCGAGCAUAUACUCUCAUUUUUCUCGCACCUUCGGCAAAGCACGCGCUCUUAUUAGGCCGAGGAGAGCGCGUCUUCAAUGUAUCUGACGACGAGUUAUUUGUUUCCAUCUUCUCACCACCGAGCCAAUCCCACGUAUUAUCCCGCCGCCAACAACUUCGCCAGCACUCAGCGGCUGGAAACGGCGCGACUAUGGCUGAACUGCCGCUGAAAAUACCGUUUUCGCAUCCAUUAGAUAUGAAUUCAUCCUCGGCGUUGGUCUCGACUGCUGUCAUCUGCAUAUUGCUGCUUUUGGAUGGACUCGAGGCAUUGGUUUUCCGCGCGGUGGGUGCGCGACCUGUCCCUGGAACUGAGCCGUGGGGAAUGUGGAAGCGUGCUGUGCGUGUGCAUGGAUUGGCUGGGGAGGAGUUAGAGAUGGUACCCGACUAUGCGGAGGGGAGUUUGCGACAUCUUGGUACUGUCAGUUGA
This is a messenger RNA of Mycena indigotica, 1668 nucleotides long. RefSeq lists its product as uncharacterized. The transcript is spliced from 3 exons. Lineage: Eukaryota; Fungi; Basidiomycota; Agaricomycetes; Agaricales; Mycenaceae. The coding region runs from base 1 to 1668 and encodes 555 amino acids. The record is from RefSeq and is a predicted model, not a curated record.